Messenger RNA from Mesorhabditis spiculigera, 2139 nucleotides. NCBI's taxonomy places the organism in Eukaryota, Metazoa, Nematoda, Chromadorea, Rhabditida, Rhabditidae. The record is from the annotation of a GenBank genome assembly.
AUGAACAAGAAGAAGGGCUUCUUCGCGCUGAACGACGCCGAUUUCUGGGGGAAUCGCGAUUCGGAUGAGGAGGAAGAGGAAGAGGAGGGAGAGAAGAAGCACAACGAGAUGAAGGAGGACGAGAAGGAGCGUGAGGGGAAGAAGGACAAGUCGAAGAAGACGGCGUGGGCAGAGCUGGAGAAGGACGGCGAAAAGGAGAGGGAGACGGACAGGGAUGAUGGCGCCGACGUCGUCUCCAACGGCGACAAGGAGGAAGGCGGGGAAUGGAUUGAUGUUCGAGAGCGCUCCCAUCAUCACCACAAGGACAACCACCACGGAAAUCAAGGCCCUCCGGCGAUGCACCACCCACCGUACCCCUACCCCCACCAUCAUCACUACACCAACAACAACACCUCCAACAUCCCCGGCGGCUACAGUACCCCAAGCCCCGCCCACCACCACCACCACUACGGUAGCCCCGCGCAGCGGCCGACGGCGCGCCGCCCCAGCUAUGUCGAGGUGAACAAGACGGCCGAAGCCCAGGCCACCCUCCUCUCCAAGAAGAACUUCACGGCGUUGGAGGUGCUGAACACGAUGUGCCGCCCGAACGCGCCGACGCCGCCGAAGCAGCGGUUGACGAGCGCUUCCACCCCCGCCGUCCCGACGGUGACUUCUGCGGGUGCCGUCCACUCCGACUCGACGACGUCCACCCCCCGCCGAGCACCGUAUCCUCCCUCCGGGUCCCAGAACUCGCAGAACUCGUCACCAUUCCGCACCGGGCCCUGUGGCGGCUUCUCGAGGCCGUCGUUUGGGCCAAAGGCGCCGCUUCCGCAGUCCCCGGCACCGCAGAGUGGAUAUUACCCGCCCUCCAUGCCCAAGCCGUCGCCGACGAUGAACAACAACAAUAACCCUCCUCCUGCCCCUGUCGGUGUCGGUGGCGGCUUCAACCCGGUCCCCCAGUCGAAGGACGCUUCCGGAUUUGGAGCCGGGCUUGGCCGCUUCAAGCGCCCCUCCACCAACACCAAGGAGGUCGAGCCGCCUCAACUUGCCUGGGGCGACGACGACCCCGCCGAGCCGACCGACGAGGACGAGAUGAGCUUCUGCGAGGAGAAGCUGAGGGACCCCUUCCACGACCACUCGCAGGCCCCGCGCCCUCCCAGCCAGCUAGUACCGUACGCCCGCCAGGAGCCGAAGGAGAUCAAGAUCGACUUGGACAAGGCCCAGCUCGUCAACCUGAUGGACGAGAACUACAUUGUGUACUAUGAACACUUGUGCCGCGGGGUGCAGGAGCUGUGCGAGUCGGAGACGAUGUUCGACUGCGAGACCAACUCGUUCCAUGAGCCGUUCGGCAACUCGACUGUUUGCCGUGCCCUCAAGUCCAAGUACUACUACCACUACAGCCCGGGCCCCGAGGUGUACUCCCGCAAGGUGUUCGUCGGCGGCCUCCCCAUCGACAUCGACGAGGAAGAGCUCGUCUCCACCUUCUCCUCCUUCGGCCCCCUCACCGUCGACUGGCCCAACAAGAACGAGACGAAGAGCUACUUUCCGCCCAAGGGCUACGUGUUCCUGAUCUUUGAGUACGAGAUGUCGGUCCGUGCCCUCGUGCACAACUGCUUCCUCGAGGACGAGAAGUACUUCCUCUACAUCACACGCCCCAGCACGCCCACGAAUAAGCUGGUCCAAAUCCGCCCAUGGCGCCUGGCUGACGCCGACUACCUGGUCGACGUGAACAUCCCCAUCAACCCGCGGCGCAUCGUGUUUGUUGGCGGCGUGCCCCGUCCAAUUCGAGCAGUUGAACUCGCCCACAUCAUGGACCGGCUGUACGGGUCCGUCUACUGUGCCGGCAUCGACACCGACGUGGAGUACAAGUAUCCAAAGGGCGCCGGCCGGGUGGCCUUCUCGAGCUACAGCUCCUACAUGCGCGCCAUCACCGACCGGUACGCGCUGCUGAGCCACGGCGAGGUGGAGAAGCGCGUCGAGAUGAAGCCGUACGUGCUCGACGACCAGACGUGCGAGGAGUGCCGCGCCCGCCACGCCCCAUUCUUCUGUCCGCAGCUCGAGUGUCUACAGUACUACUGUGAGACGUGCUGGACGCAUAUUCACGGCGCGCUCGAGGGUGACGAUUCGCGUGAUAGCCAUCAGCCACUCAUCAAAGAAGCC